Messenger RNA from Gossypium raimondii (Peruvian cotton), 1368 nucleotides. Its product is annotated as B-box zinc finger protein 19. Bases 296 to 826 code for a protein of 176 amino acids. Gene Ontology annotation, cellular component: nucleus. Gene Ontology annotation, biological process: photomorphogenesis; regulation of DNA-templated transcription. Gene Ontology annotation, molecular function: zinc ion binding. The record is from RefSeq and is a predicted model, not a curated record. Lineage: Eukaryota; Viridiplantae; Streptophyta; Magnoliopsida; Malvales; Malvaceae. The transcript is spliced from 5 exons.
CCACCUCUAAUCUUUUCCCAGUAUUAUAAAAGAAAAGAAAAACAUAUAUUAUUUUUUCUCCCUUAUCACCAGUCCUAGUCUUUGCCUGCCAUCAUCAUCAUUAUCACCAACCAACCCCAACAACAGCGGCCUCUACUUAUCAUAUUCAUUUGAUUAUAAAACUGGCUUGUUUUCAUUUGCUUUUUACUUGGGGUGGUUCUUUUGUUUCUGGGGUGUCUUGUUAUUAUUUUCUGUAAAAAAGAGAGAGGAAUAGUUUUGCUGGUGGAUUGGGAGAGAAUGAGAGUGAGAGAGAAUUAUGCGAAUCCUUUGCGAUGCUUGUGAAAGUGCUCCUGCUAUUGUCUUCUGUGCUGCGGAUGAAGCUGCUCUUUGCCGUGCCUGUGAUGAAAAGGUGCACAUGUGCAAUAAACUUGCUAGUCGACAUGUCCGGGUUGGUUUGGCAAAUCCCAGUGAUGUUCCUCGCUGUGACAUAUGUGAAAAUGCACCUGCUUUCUUUUACUGCGAGAUAGAUGGAAGUUCCCUUUGUUUGCAAUGUGAUAUGGUUGUACAUGUUGGAGGUAAAAGAACUCAUGGAAGAAAUCUUCUAUUAAGGCAGAGAGUAGAGUUUCCAGGGGAUAAACCUGCUCAUAUAGAUGAGACCAGAAGAGGCCAAAAUCAUCCACGUAAAACACCUGUUGGAGAGAAGCAACAAAAUCACAAGGUCUCUCCUGUUCAUGGGGCAGAUGCUGCUGCUGCUGCUGUUGGCCAUCUUGAAACCGAUACUAAAAUGAUAGAUUUAAAUAUGAAGCCUCAUCGAAUACAUGGGCAAGCCUCAAACAAUCAGGGGUAAUAUCUGCAAUUAUUUGUUAAGGAGUGUGACUAAGAGGCUGUCUUGGUUGGAACUUGGAAGCCCUCUGCUUUUCAUUUGCAACGGCGAUGCGGUUGUUUCAAUAUCCAUGGAAAGAUUCAAAACUAUGUAUGAGGAUUGUAUGACUUCUCAAUCAGAUUGCAGAAUCGGGCUGAGAGGAUAGAUAUGUAAAAUUCAUAAAAGGGUGUUGGAGAUCUUCAUAAAGUUCAUGAGGUCAAAUGGAGGAUGAUAGAAUUUAAAACAGAAAAUGUUGUACCUUAAAGAAUAAUUGGCUUGUAUUAACAAAGACUGAGAUAAUAUUUUUGGAAUUUCUCCAGAAGAUAAUGAUCUCAGUGCUAGUUGAGUUGUUUUAGUUCUUGGAAGUAUUGACAGUUUCAUUGUUGACAAACAUCUGCUUGGUUUUUAAGUCCAACUGAUAGAAUUCAUUGAUGAAUGGUACAUUUGUGGAUUCCAUAAUGUUAUUAAACAGUCUUGUAAAUUUUUUUUUUGUUUGACUUCAUAAAGCAAAUAGGACUAUUUGAGAA